AUGUCAAGCAGCUCGUCCACUAGCUCAGAUCUGCUCCUUCUGUACCACGUUCCGCCAGCCAUUGCGCCUACCGAGCUUCUCUCGAACGAAGCCAUUCUCGGCGUUUCCAACGGCGAUAUGACUAACGUGGAAUUGUUGGCCGAAUUGCACUUCAAGUUGGCUCGCGAACACCCGACAGCGAAAAUGGAAAAAAUGGUGCAAGAUUGGGAAAAGACCUUGGCUCGCAAACUGCAGGAAAACUGGCGCAAGGAGUUCACGGCGAAUCCCAUGGGCGGAGGCGUGAAAAUUCUGGAUGCAUUGUGUCAUUGGAAACUUGACACGUGUGCGGAAAUCCACAAACAUAUUGCGAAUUUGCAGAAAGAAAACGACAACGAGGGCAUUAAGCGACUGCGAGCAGGGGAGAUCGGAACGGAUGAUGAGGGAGUGUCCUACUGGUAUUUCGAUGAUGGAUGUUGGAUAUAUGCCGAAGACAAGCCACGGUGGCAGCUAGAAGAUCGGUACGACACGAAAAACCGUCGUAUAUGGUGGAGUUUGCAAGCGCCAAACGAAUCCGAUUAUCUAUUAAUUUUGACCCGGACCAAGACUCGACUGCUCCACCGCUGCGGUUGCCCGUAA
Messenger RNA from Phytophthora infestans T30-4, 615 nucleotides. RefSeq lists its product as uncharacterized. The transcript has 8 exons. The record is from RefSeq and is a predicted model, not a curated record. Gene Ontology annotation, cellular component: RSF complex. Gene Ontology annotation, biological process: regulation of DNA-templated transcription. Lineage: Eukaryota; Oomycota; Peronosporomycetes; Peronosporales; Peronosporaceae. The coding region runs from base 1 to 615 and encodes 204 amino acids.